Molecule: messenger RNA, 2530 nt
Organism: Apus apus (common swift)
Lineage: Eukaryota; Metazoa; Chordata; Aves; Apodiformes; Apodidae
Product: acylamino-acid-releasing enzyme-like
Exons: 22
Coding region: 136-2370 (744 amino acids)
Biological process (GO): proteolysis
Molecular function (GO): serine-type endopeptidase activity
Source: RefSeq, a predicted model, not a curated record
GGGUUUGGGGCCACUGGGUCCCCCUCCCUCACAGGUCGGCAUUUGUGCCGCUGGGGACAUGGUGUGGGCUGCAGGCGUGGCGGGUGGCACUGGAGGGACUGCAGGGCUGGCACCGGCCCCUCUUACGGGCUGCUCAUGUGGUUUGGCAGCCUGCCCGGGCUGAGCAGCCAGCGCCGGUGGCCCAGCACGGUGGAGCAAGGCCCCAUGGCCUCAGCAACCGAGCAGGGCAUGGAGGCGGCUGCCAGCCCAGUCGCCUGCUACCGGGAGCUGAGCCAAUUCCCUGUCGUCACCCGCGCUGCCCUGGGGGCCACCACGGGGUUACAGACUUUCCUGCUCUACACCGAGUGCAGCCGGCCCGACCUGCCCCGCCGCCGGCUCCUGCGCUUCAGCCGCCACUACAGCCUGCAGCGAACCGGUGAUGGUGGCCUCGCCGUCAGCCAGACCGCGCUCAGCACCGAGAUUCACCACCAGCUGCUCAGCCAGGACUCGCCCUCGGGGCAGCACCGCGCCGUGCUCAGCCGCUGCCCGCGCCAGGGCCACGAGCUGUUGGAGGUGUGGGGCAGCGGCGGGCGCAGCCACAGCGUGGAUCUCACGGCGCUGGGACAGCAUGGGGAGGUCUACACAGAGAGGCCCUUUGCCUGCCUGGCCUGGUCCCACUCUGAGACGCGGCUGCUGUACGUGGCUGAGAAGAUCCGGCCCAAACCACGGCCCCCCAGCCCCUGGGAUGUGCCAGGAGCAGCCAGGCCCGCCGAGGAGGAUGACAAUGAGGAGGGUGAGCAGUUCGUGUACCACGAGGACUGGGGUGAGGCACUGAGCACCCGCAGCGUGGCUGUCCUCUGUGCCUUGGACAUGGAAGACAGCAGUAUCUCAGUGCUGGAGGGUGUCCCAGAGCACCUCUCCUCUGGCCAGGCCCUGUGGUCGCCAGAAGACCGCGGCGUGGUAUUUGUGGGCUGGUGGCAUGAGCCCUUCCGCCUGGGGCUGAACGCCUGCACCAACAGGAGGUCAGGGAUUUUCCACUUGGACCUGGCCAGUAGGCACUGCGAGCUGCUGUCGUCUGAGCAUGGGGUUGCCUUCUCUCCCCGGCUGAGCCCUGAUGGCCAUCACCUGCUCUACCUGGAGGGGGACCUGGGGGGACCCCACCGGCAGUGCCUGCGCCUGCGCAUGCUCACCUGGCAGACAAGGCAGACUGUGACGGUGCUCGACGUGGUGCAAGAACCCACGGAGGCCUUCACUGGUCUCUACGGGGAUGCCCUGCCACCUCGGUGCUGGGCAGCUGACAGCCGACGAGCCAUACUGGGCACCCCGCAGAAGAGCCGCACGGACCUGCUGCUUGUGGACACGGAGACAGCCACUAUCACCAACCUGACGGCCAGGUCAUCCAAAGGGUGCUGGGAGCUGCUCACUCUUCAGUGGGACCUGCUGGUGGCCACCUGCUCAGCCCCACACUGUCCCCCCAGCCUGGUGGUGGCUGUGCUGCCGCCAGCAGGCCAAGAGCUGCCGCUCAGCUGGGUACCGGUGGAGGACGCCCCAACAGUGCCCGGUGUCACCUGGAAGACUCUGACGGUUCAGCCGCCCUGCAGUGGCGCCCAGGCCUUUGAGGCCCUGCUGAUGAGCCCACCGGAUGGCACUGUGCCACACCCCCUGGUUGUGUGUCCCCACGGUGGCCCCCAUGCCGUCUUUGAUGCCCGCUGGCGCCCAGGCAUGGCUGCGUUGUGCCAGAUGGGCUUUGCUGUGCUCCUGGUGAACUACCGUGGUUCUGUGGGCUUUGGCCAGGCCAGCAUCAGCUCCCUGAUCUCCUGCAUGGGUGAACAGGAUGUGGCGGACACCCAGCUGGCAGUGAAGCAGGCCCUGUGCAGUGAAGCCCUGGAUCCACACCGCCUGGCCCUGCUGGCUGGUUCCCACGGAGCCUUCAUCGCUCUCCACCUCCUCAUCCGUGAGCCAGAGCGGUACAAAGCCUGUGCCCUGCGCAGCCCCGUCUCCAACCUGCCUGCAUUGCUGGGCACCUCUGACAUCCCCGACUGGCGCUACACCUCCCUGGGGCUGCCCUACUCCUUCGAGCGGGUGCCCCAUGCUGAGGAGCUGGCCAUCAUGCUGCUGCGCUCGCCCAUUGCCCAGGCAGCCCAGGUGCGGACGCCGGUGCUGCUGUGUGUGGGCGCCAGGGACCGGCGUGUCAGCCCCACACAAGCACUGGAGCUGUACCGGGUGCUGCGGGCCAAGGGGGUGCCAGUACGGCUGCUGUGGUACCCAGAGGGUGGCCAUGCACUGGCCGGUGUGGAGAUAGAGGCUGAUGUCUUCAGGAACUGUGCUCGCUGGCUCCUCCAGCACCUGGGGCAGCCCCAGCAGGGUGGGAUGGGCCAGCACAGCCCCUAGAACCUGUGGUGGCCUUGUGGUUGUGCAGGCCUAGGGUGACCACUGGCCCCAGAGACUACACCAGGACCAGGGGAUGAAGUGAGCACAGCCAGGGCAGGACAGGAUGUGAGUUGAGGUUUGCUGUUAAAUAAACAUGUGAGAUCCCAGGCAGUGCCAACAU